CUGGACUCAACCGUAGUUACACAAUCCAUGUUCUGAUUUGUAUUUAUUUAUUUAUUUUUAAUCUCUAUCAUGUGACGUUUUAUUUGCCAGUUCAGCAAUACAUCGCUUAUGCAAACCGAAGCACUUUGUCUUGGAUUAACUGUUAUUGACACAUGCAAAACCAGCUUUCUGCCCAAUACCGACGAGCAGUGCUGAAAAUUAUCCUUGCUCAUUCGCUACAUCAGCUUUCAGUCAGGGAGAAUGUUUUUUAGGAAGUGCAUGUUCUUAGAACGAAACUGUUGCUGGAACGCUGUUUAUGGUGUUUGUAAAGUUGUAAAAUUUUGGGGAGAAAGAAGGACAAGCAAAAACAAGGUGGAACUGGAUUCAGGCCCCUAAUCAGUUGCUAUUGUUGGUAUAUUCAUCCCACUUGAAGGCGUGGUCUGCAAUACACUGACAGCAGGUUGAUACAGCACUUGGGUGAGAGGUAUGGCUGCAGUCAGGAAAGAGACCAGCCUGAAAGAUGAACUAACCUGUGCCAUCUGCUAUGACCUGUUCACUGAGCCGGUGAUGCUGGGCUGCAUGCACCACUUCUGCAAGGCCUGCAUCAUGACGUUCUGGAGGGGGGUCCAGGGCCCGGUGUCCUGCCCUCAAUGCAGGCACGAGUUCCCCAACAAACACUUUCAGACCAACUACCUGGUGGCAGGUGUGGUGGAGAGGGUCAAGGCUACAAGCACUGAAGGCUACGUGACAAAACUGCAGAAACAGAUGAAAGAUUCACUGAGAGAUAUUCAUACCAAGAGGGAUGACUUUCUGGGCAUGAUUCAGCGUGAUGAAGAGAAGAUUGGCUGCAUUCAGCGCUCCUGUGCCCAGCUGCAGAGGAAGGUCCAGGGCGAGUUUCAGCUCCUGCACCAGAUGAUUCAGGACGAGGAGGCGUCCAUGCUAGAGCAGUUGAAGCGAGAGGAGACAAAGAUGCUGGGCCAGCUAGGCACGCACCUGCAGCAGCUGAGGGAAGCAGUGAGGGAGGCGGAGGAGAGCAUGGAGAUCCUGCAGCGCACCAUGGACAGCAUGGAGCACAGCGUCGUGGUGGAGGCUCCAGAAAUGAACCUGAGAUCAUCAGUCGGAACGGAACCAAAUGUAAACUUCAACCUUAUCAUUAGUAAGUACUCGGGUCCCUUGCAGUACAUCGUUUGGAAGAAGAUGGCCAGGCUUCUCAAACCUGCACCAGCUCCGCUGACCUUUGACCCUGAAACAGCCCACCCUAACCUGAUCCUCUCCCGAGACCGACGGUCAGUAGCAGAGUGCAGCAAGAAUCUGUCUCCCCGCAGCCACCCCAAGCGCUUCGACCAGUGCGUGAACGUGCUGGCAGCACAGGGAUUCACCUGUGGGAGCCACUACUGGGAGGUAGAGGUGGGGAGAAAGACUAAGUGGGACCUGGGUGUGGCUCUAGGAUCUGUUGACAGGAAAACGAGGGUCAAACUGUGCCCUGAAAACAGCUAUUGGACCCUCAGGCUGCGCAAUGGGAAUGAGUACUGGGCAGGCACUCUGCCCUGGACCCCCCUGCGCCUCCACAGUGCCCCCUGUAGGGUUGGUGUUUUUCUGGGCUAUGAGGAGGGGAGGGUGUCCUUCUACAAUGCUGAGGAUAUGAUGCUGCUCUUCACCUUCUUUUGCAACUUUAGUGGGAAGGUCUUUCCUUUCUUCAGCACCUGCUUCAGUGACGGGGGCAGGAAUGCAGAGCCAAUGCGCCUCUGUCACCUCAGCCUUUAAAACCUGCUUACACAUGGCAUUUGGGGCCGUGUUCCCGGAGCCUAUUGUAUGUGCGAACUGUUCAGAUGCUUAUGCAUCUGUGAAUGGUACUAUUUUUUCUUUUGAUUUGUUUAUGUGCUUUUGCUUCUGUGAAUGUACUGUUUUUCUUUGGAAAUGUUUGCUUUUGCCUCUGAAUGUACUAUUUUUCUUUUGAUUUGUUACUACAUUUUUAGAUACCAUAGGCAGUGUAUGCAAUGUUCAAACAACUGAAUGCUGAAGUAUUUUGCACCUGUUGCUGCGAUACCUAUAUGGACAUGCAGUGUGCCAAACACAGAUCGAAAUCAAGUAGAUGACGAUUUUGGCUUACUAUGAAUUAUUUUCUUGCGGAAAACUCAACUGUCUGUAUUGUUUUGCAGAUGGCGACAGAAUAACAGACCUGUUAAUCAACAAAGUUUAGUUUACAGUAUUAAUAAAAAUAAAUCCUAAAUGUGUUUGCCAGAAGUAAAUCAGCUUAGAGCUGGAAAGAUCUCCAAUGAAUGAAAAAUGUUCAUAAUUGUAAAAAGGGACUAAAAACCCAUCUUGUUGUAACAGUAGCCUUGGAACUCCAGUUUGUUUGAAGGGGAUGGACAUAACGCUAGACACUGCACUCAAAAUGUGUUUAUGUUGGAGCAAUUCCCUUGCAACAAUCCUGUAAUUGACCCUAAAAACAAAUCAGACAAACUGGUUGGGGGUUAAUUAGCACAUGGGCAGUACACCAGUACCAGGCGCUUCUUUCUUUAACAAUAGACUGGCAUUUUAUUUCAUAUGUGAUAUGCACAGGGGUGGUUAUUUGUUUAUUUUUUUUAUCUACAAUACUUUUGGAUUGCAUUCCUGCUCAAUUUGACCAUCCAUGAAGAUCCUUCUAAACAGUGUUGUAGUGAAGCCGGAACACAAUUCCGCUACUAUUUUCUAUAGGCAGCUCGGACGUUGUUCUGCCACUGACACACAAACACAUAAAGUAUAGCAUUCUGAAAAGAGGAAGAAAGACACUUUGUGGAAAUACUUGUAGAAAUUAGAUGAAUGCAUGACCUAUUAUACGUGUGAAUUUUUAUAAUGAUUUUUGUUUAAGAAAAUCUAUACUUCAGUUCCAGUACCUUCAGAUCUAGGGCUGCACCACUGCUUAUAAACACUCCUACAAUGAGUUCCAGAUCACUCGGUUGUUUGCCUCCCCAAACCCUGCUAUGGACGGUCGAGACUGCAGCCUGGUCUCAGCGGUCUUGACCAUCAGCUCGUCCAAUCGGCCCCUCUCUUUCCUGAGCUCUGCCUGCAGCGUCACAAUGAGAGCCUGCUGAUUGGUUAGAAUGUAUUCCCAAGCGCAUGCCGGUGCAGACCCCUCCCUCUCUUUGUCUGGGGUGAGGGGCUUUUUGAGCUCCAUUGCUCCUGGCUCUCCUCACUGGAGCGCACUGCCUCUGCUCCCAGCAUUCCCUGAUCAGGAGGCAACCGGAAGAACAACAAACCCUAAAGACAUUGGCUGGGUCAUGCAUACAAAUAUUGUACAACUAUUGUAUUUCCAUAAUAAAGCAAGUUUUAGAAAAAAGUUUUGUUAAGCAUAUACUGUACAAUCACACAGAACUGACAAUGUCAAACUAUAACAAAACAAAAACUCUGUAUUAAUAAAGAAAUGGGACUUAUCAGCACUUGCUCUGAUGGCUUGAUCAGCUACAGUCCUCUCUUGUGGCACCCGAGGAUUCCUCUUAUCUGUCAGAAUCUCUGCUCCUUACUCAGCAAUGUAGCAAUGUGUAAUUGUGCAACAUGUCUUAUGAUUUGGUGUACCAUAUUUCUGACCUAUUAAACCACAUACUAUCCUUUUGUCACAAUUUCAGAAGGCUGAUUUGAACUGUUGGUUUUCCCUACUGGUUUUUCACUCUGCCCAUUGCUGCUGUGCUGUGAUUCCUCCAGUUCAUGCAGGUCUGUCCUCCCUUGUUUCUCCCAGUCUUCCCUGACCUUUUCCUUUGUGUUUGCUGGUUAACCUUGGAGCUGCUCUACCUCCUCGCGCAGCCUGGCUCCUUGCUGCCUCUCUCUCUCCAGUGCUCGUGUCAGCUCCUGUGCCUGACCCUGCAGGGUCUCCAGAGCAGCACAGACCUGAGUUCUGGCCUCUCUCUCCGAGCCUCCUCCCUGUUCAGCUGGACCUCCGUCUUGAGCUGCUGUCUGAACAGCAGAGCCUUCCACUCAGCCCCAUCGAUC
Molecule: messenger RNA, 3945 nt
Organism: Polyodon spathula (Mississippi paddlefish)
Lineage: Eukaryota; Metazoa; Chordata; Actinopteri; Acipenseriformes; Polyodontidae
Product: zinc-binding protein A33-like
Exons: 7
Coding region: 466-1743 (425 amino acids)
Molecular function (GO): protein binding
Source: RefSeq, a predicted model, not a curated record